Drepanopeziza brunnea f. sp. 'multigermtubi' MB_m1 is the source of this 2076-nucleotide messenger RNA. RefSeq lists its product as uncharacterized. Gene Ontology annotation, molecular function: protein binding. Gene Ontology annotation, cellular component: nucleus. Lineage: Eukaryota; Fungi; Ascomycota; Leotiomycetes; Helotiales; Drepanopezizaceae. The record is from RefSeq and is a predicted model, not a curated record.
AUGGUCAGUGCGCCUUGGCAUGGUGACCGCGCCCUCAUCAUCCAUCAAUCUCCUCCUCUGCGGAUCCUGCGGAUUGCGAUCGCACCCCUUGAGCUGGUCGCAAUAUUCUUCUUGAUUAGGAUCCGCCCUUUGCGGCUCUCGAAACUCCACCGCGAUCGCGACCGCGACGACCCAACUAUCAUGUCAAUGUACAACCCCCAUCGCGGUCUGGGACCUGCGCCUGGCGGACCUGGAGCCCAGAAUGCUCGGCUGAAUGAGCUUCUGGACGGCGUGCGAGCCGAGUUCGAGACCCAGGCGCGCUCCAGCCAGGAGUUCGAACACGCAAUGUCGGCACAGAUCAACGAGCUUCAUACGAUCAGAGAAAAGGUCUAUGCGAUGGAACAGGCCCACAUCGCGAUCAAGCAAAACUACGAUGAAGAGAUCAAGCGUCUGCAUCGCGAACUUGAGGCCCGAGGAGGCAACCCCCGCGCCCUGGGUGGUCCUCCCCAGAACCCGUCUUCGCAAGCACCACCCCCAGCCAUCGGCCAUGGUCCCAGCAACCUUUUUGGUGGUAUAAUGGCCGGGCAGGGAGGACAAGGAGCACCCGGUCUGGCGCCUCCUCAACAACAGCAGCAACAGCAGCAGCAGCAACAACAACAACAACAGCAGCAGCAGCAGCAGCAGCAGCAACAACAACAGCAGCAGCAGCAACAGCAGCAGCAACAGCCAGAUCAACACGGUCCUCCGCAGCAUCAGAUGCCCCAACCUCCCGGACCGCCAAGCCUCCAGGGUCCUCCUCCACCUCCACCACAACAGGCCCCUUUCCAGGGCGGGUAUCCGGGCAUUGGACCCAAUGGUUACACUCAACCUCCUCCCAACACCGCCUCGCCCGGUGCCGGUAAAGGCAGACCCUUGAACCGGGGCCCAGGUGGACCAGCGACGCCCCAAUUGAACCAGCCCAUGCCAUACCCAGACCCGAGAUCUGUCGCGUCGCCUCAAGUUGGCCACCCAGUGCCAAACCAGCAUGGGGCGCAGUUCCGAGUCGGGAAUGCCCUCGCUGAGCUCGAUCUCGAGCGCCUCCCAGCACACCAAAAGAAGGUCGAGGCGGACUGGUUCGCCAUCUUCAACCCCGAGGUUCCGCGCGUGCUCGAUGUGGAUCUCCUCCACACCCUGCAGCACGAGAGCGUCGUCUGCUGUGUCAGGUUCAGUCACGACGGAAAAUAUGUCGCGACGGGUUGCAACCGUUCCGCUCAGAUCUUCGAUGUCAGUUCGGGAGCCAAGAUCUGUAUCCUGCAGGACGAGUCGGUCGAUUCCAUUGGCGAUCUCUACAUCCGAAGUGUCUGUUUCAGUCCCGAUGGCAGAUAUCUCGCUACCGGAGCCGAGGACAAGUUGAUCCGAGUCUGGGAUAUUGCGAACAGAACGAUCCGAAACACCUUCGCCGGUCACGAGCAAGACAUCUACUCCCUGGACUUUGCUCGUGAUGGCCGCACUAUCGCUUCUGGCAGCGGCGACCGAACGGUCCGCCUGUGGGAUAUCGAGGCUGGUCAGAAUGUCCUCACGCUCAGCAUCGAAGACGGCGUCACGACCGUGGCCAUCUCGCCCGACACCAAGUACGUCGCAGCUGGGUCCCUCGACAAAAGUGUUCGCGUCUGGGAUGCCAAUACCGGCUACCUCGUCGAGCGUCUCGAGGGUCCCGACGGCCACAAGGACUCGGUCUACUCGGUCGCUUUCGCCCCCAACGGCAAGGACCUGGUCUCUGGCUCCCUGGACAAGACGAUCAAGAUGUGGGAGCUCGUUGCCCCCCGCGGCCAACACCCCAGCAACGCGCCCAAAGGUGGCCGCUGCAUCAAGACCUUUGAGGGCCACAAGGACUUUGUGCUCUCCGUCGCGCUCACCCCCGACGGAGCAUGGGUUCUCUCCGGCUCCAAGGACCGCGGCGUCCAGUUCUGGGACCCGAGAACGGGCAACACACAACUCAUGUUGCAGGGUCACAAGAACUCUGUCAUUAGCGUGGCGCCGAGCCCGAGUGGGGGCAGCUUUGCGACUGGAUCUGGGGACAUGAGGGCCAGGAUCUGGACUUACAAGCCGUAUCCUUGA